Molecule: messenger RNA, 1149 nt
Organism: Megalopta genalis
Lineage: Eukaryota; Metazoa; Arthropoda; Insecta; Hymenoptera; Halictidae
Source: RefSeq, a predicted model, not a curated record
GGUGUGUUAACCACGCUUUGGAAAAAACUUGAACAUAUUGUAUGUACCUAAGUGGUAAACAGAUGAUAACAUUGCUUGGCAAAUGUCAUCACUGACAAGCGGCAGAAUAUCUUCGCGUAAUUGUUGAUCAAAUAGACAAUUGUUAUUUAAAAUAUGUCUAUUAGCGUCGAUAUUAAAUUGAAACGGGCCAGUAAAAUAUAUCAUGAAGGAGAGGUCGUCGCUGGUAUAAUAUUAUUAAAAACAAAUUCGGAUGUGAAGCACGAUGGAAUAUUUUUAAGCAUGGACGGUUCGGUUAAUUUACAACUUAGUUCCAAGAAUUUUGGUAUAUUCGAAGCUUUUUAUAAUUCUGUAAAGCCCAUACAGUUAGUGCAAUACACUUUAGAUGCUUCUCCAAGUGGCAAAAUACCUAACGGUAAAACUGAGAUACCAUUUGAAUUACCAUUGAAGCCUAGAGGAACUAAGUCUUUGUACGAAACCUAUCACGGUGUUUUUGUAAACAUACAAUAUCUAAUACGUUGCGAUAUAAAAAGAAGUUUCUUAGCAAAGGAUGUAAGCAAGACACUGGAAUUCAUCGUGGAAGAUAAAGUGCCUUCUAAAGUAGAAAAAGAAUCCAAGAAACCGGUCACUUUCAACAUUAUGCCAGAAUCGUUGCAAAAUGCAAGAGAUAGAACUAAUGUACCCAGAUUUUUUAUUUCAGGAAAAUUGGAUACUUUGUAUUGUAAAAUCUCCGAACCCCUAACAGGAGAGGUGGUAAUCGAACAUUGCGAAGCUGUAAUAAAAUCGAUCGAACUACAAUUGGUAAGAGUGGAGACUUGCGGUUGCGCAGAAGGAUACUCCAGGGAUGCCACAGAGAUACAAAAUAUACAGAUCGGGGAAGGAAAUCCGUGUAUAAAUUUGCCUAUACCAAUAUAUAUGAUAUUUCCCAGGUUGUUCACAUGCCCCACGUUAAGUACAAGUAACUUUAAAGUUGAAUUUGAAGUGAACCUUAUUGUGGUAUUUGAAGAUGACUACUUAGUUACAGAAAAUUUUCCCAUUAUAUUAUCGAGGCACUAAAUUUUCUACUAAAAUAUACAGUGUUGUAUAUAAAAUAUGUAUGUUAUUUACAAGUUAUAUAUAUAUUUCUAAAAAUAAAACUAAUUUUAUGUUGAA